AUAUUAUUUUUUUUAAUUCGUGUUACAGCAUAGCACUAUAUAAAUGUCCCAACAAAAUAGUGUCCUCAUUGCAGACGCAGAAAUGACAUGGCCUGACAAUACAUGUUUUAUAAAACCGAUUGUUGCGAUUUUCGUUUUACACACUGUGGGUCGCUCUUUGCUAAUGUGGUGAAAUAUUUCCCUCUUAACAUUUAAGCUAACAUUAACUAAGACAGGGAAAGUGAAGUGAUUGCAGAUACAUUUUCUGCCAAUAGUAGAUUGUAGAGCUGAGGAAGCGUGUGAAGGAGACUUUCCUUGUUCUUAGCUGCAGUAGGAAACCUUGUCUCAGGCAGAUCAUUAAAUUUACUUUUGUCCUGAAAUGGGUAAAGUCAGCAAUCCCAGGUGGAAGUUUUACCGGCACCAAUUAUUUUUAUUCAUGUUUUAUUCGUUUCAGCUCUUAACCUCAGGAGUCAUACAGUAUUCGGUUCCAGAAGAAAUGGACCGUGGCUCUUUUGUUCGACAUCUUGCAAACGACGUGGGCAUACCUCGUACAGAUGUGGCAGCUCGUCGGCUACGCAUAUCCUCAUCAUCAAAGAACCGAUUUUUAAAUGUUAAUUCUGAGACCGGAGAUUUGUUCCUGACAGAGAGAGUAGACAGGGAGGAAUUGUGUGAUAAAAAGCCUUUGUGUCUUCUGAUGUUUGAAGCUGUUGCUGAAAAUCCCUUUCAAAUAUUUGCCGGGGAGAUUGAAAUCCAGGACAUCAAUGACAAUCCGCCGGUGUUUGUACCUGACGAGGUUAAACUAAGUAUCAGUGAGCUGACAUCUCCGGGAUCCAGCUUUCCUUUGGGGCAGGCGGAGGACCCCGAUGUUGGUGUAAAUUCACUGCUUGAUUAUGACCUUAACCUUAAUGAAUAUUUCAGCUUGAUUGUGACGGACACCGAAAGCGGUCACUUCAUAGAGCUUGUUUUAAAUAAUAGUUUGGAUUACGAGAAACAGACCGAUCAUUUUGUCACACUCACAGCAAAAGACAAUGGGAUCCCAAAGCGAUCUGGUACCGCACGAAUACAGAUCAUAGUUCUUGAUAUAAACGACAACAAACCUGAAUUCAGUCAAGCAGUUUAUAAGACUAGUCUGAAAGAAGGUUCACCAAAAGGUACGUUAAUAAUUAAAGUCAACGCAACAGACAGUGAUGGUGGAGCUAAUGGAGAGGUAAGAUAUUCUUUCAAAAAAAUAACAGAUACAACACGUUCUUUGUUUAGACUGGAUCCAGUUAGUGGUGAAAUUAUCCUGCAAGGGAUUCUAGAUUAUGAAGAAACGAAAGGGUUUGACAUUACAGUUGAGGCUAAAGAUGGCGGUGGACUGACUGCCCAAAGGAGAGUACUCAUUGACGUUCUUGAUGACAACGAUAACGCACCUCAGAUAACCAUUUCCUCUGUUUCUAAUGAAAUUUCAGAAGAUGCCAUUUCUGGUACUGUUAUUGCAUUUAUAAAUAUUGAUGAUUUGGAUUCCACUGACAAUGGUGAAACUAGCUGCCACAUACAACAAAAUAUUCCGUUUAAACUAAUACCUUUAUACAAGAAUUAUUACACAUUGGAGUUAAAUGGGUCGCUGGACAGAGAGAAGACUCCUGAAUACAAUAUUACAAUCACGGCUGUUGAUAAAGGCUUUCCACCUCUUUCAUCUGUAAAGACCAUCUUCCUCAAGAUUUCUGACAUAAAUGACAACCCCCCUCAGUUUUCUAAGGCCAAAUACACUGCAUAUGUAAAGGAAAAUAACCCACCCGGCCAUGUAAUUUUGACAGUGGAGGCUAAAGAUGCUGACUGGAAGCAAAAUGCUCAGGUUACUUAUUCCAUUGUCCCGGGUUAUGUUGGGGAAUCUUUGGUUUCCACAUAUGUCUCCAUUAAUCCAGAUAACGGUAACAUUUAUGCUUUGCGUUCGUUUGAUUAUGAGGCAUUCAGAGACUUUUAUAUAGUAGUUAAAGCAGAAGACAGUGGUUCACCACCCCUUAGUACUAACGUCACGGUCAACGUCUUCGUUCUGGAUGAGAAUGACAAUGUUCCUAAAAUCCUGUAUCCAGCGCCUAGUGACGAAGCUUCUGUGGGGAUAGAGAUAGUGCCUCUAAUGGCCGAAGCAAAUUAUCUUGUGACUAAGGUGGUAGCAGUGGAUGCUGACUCCGGACAGAAUGCUUGGCUGUCCUACCAUUUGUUGAAAGCCACAGAUCCUAGUCUUUUCAAAGUAGGAUAUCACACUGGUGAAAUUAGGACAUCCCGUCCUGUUCUAAUGAAGGAACCAAUGAAACAGACUCUGUCUGUCAUUGUGAAAGAUAACGGGCAACCAUCACACUCUUCCACAGCCACGGUCACCAUACUUGUUUCAGAUUCGGACAGCUUUCCUCAGCCCCUUUUGGAUGCUCUCAAUCCAUCAGAAAACAAACCCCGAGACUCGAAUCUGACCCUUUAUUUGUUGAUUUCUGUUGUUUGCGUGUCUGUCUUGUUUUUUUUCUUUAUUAUAAUUAUAUUUAUAAUCAGAUUUCACAGAUGGAGGCAGUCAUCGUUGCUUAAGCCAACAUUUAUUGAUUACAGCCUCGAACACCCAUCAGACUUUGGCGAAAGAGAGCCCAUGGGACAUAUCCAGCCACCUUACAUACAGAGGGUUUGUUUAGCCUCUAAUUCUGGAAGAAGUGAGUUUCAGUUUAUGAAGCCAUACGGACUUGAUGCAAUGGGAAGCAAAGCAAUUGCUGAUGCAGAUAGGACAGAACCCUAUUCAGAGGAUAGGUUUUAUGCAGAAACUAAUGCUUUUACCCAGGUGAGAUCCUUUAUCAAAUGAUUCUUUGCUUUUAAAGUCUUUUGCAAAUAAUCCUUUUCCUAUUGUAAGGAUGCAUUUAUAUCUGUAUUAAUUGUAUCAGAUAUUUGUUUUGCUAAACUUCAAAUAGUCAUACUUCAAAUAAUGGUUUCUAUGUACUCUGAGCUUAAGAAAUCAUCCAAAGAAAAUAGCCCUCAUCAGUUUAUAAAAUGCAUACAAAUGGCUUUGCAGAUCUUGUAGCUCUUUCAUUUAAUUGUUUCUGAAAUGUAGAUAAAUCAGAUGAGGUGGAAAUUAAAGAAAUGAUUUCUUAACCUGUUUUUGUUUGUCUUCAGUUAUGUAGAUUUGCAUUUCCAGUCACAUUGUAUGAUAUCCUGUGUGCAAAAAUUUUACACAUGUAUUCAUUUAUUUGCUCAUACCUUUAGUGAGUUGAUUCACAAAUCCCUUUCAUCCAAAGCCUAAAAAGCAUAUUAACAUUAAAGUCAGAUAUCUGCAAAGAAAUACCUGUCUUAGUAUGAUGCAACAGCAUAUAACCUACAUCACUGCAAGAAUCAUUUAAGUUCUUCUCCCACUAGUGCUCAGAGAGCUUGAGAAAAUUAAUAUUGCUUUCCUAGGCUGUCUAUUGUGAUGUAAUGAGACAGCAUGAAGAGUGUAAUUAGGCAUAGCAGCUGUACUCUGUUGAGCACAUUUUUAGAGGAACUCAAAAGCAUUACAGGUUUUAGAGGUGAGAACAUGGUGAAACUAAUCAAAAUUCUUAUAACAGAGACCUCCUCACAUAUUCCUUAGAACUAGGACAGUUCUUGUGAGUUAAUGGUUGCGGGAUAAUCAUUUGAAAUGGCAUACGUUGCUCAAGUGUCAGAAUAGCACUUGGAGAGAUGCAUGCCUUUUAAUAUGAUACAAAAUAAGGGAUAACAGUAUGAAGUUAUGAGGACAGCAUGAAAGUGUUUAGGUGCUCAUUUGGAUUAUACUGGUGAAGUGGAAAUGCCAAUGUAUUUAACUUCACAUGUCUAAGUACAUUUUGUAAUCUAAUUAAACGGAGACCUUUUAGAUAGGGAAUAAAUUACCCUUUUAUGUUUUUUAAUAAUCUUCCUUUGUUUUGAUUUGAUAACUGCUCUCACUUUUGAUUUUUAUAGUCAUUAUAGGUAUGAGAAAGAGAAUGAUAUCCAGUUUAAUGUGUAGCGAGUGCAGUAAUUUAGCAUAUUUCAGCCUAGGUGGAGGUAUUAGUAACAGUAAAGUGACUGGAUAAUUUAUUGACAAUACCAAGGUGUCCCUAUAUUUAUUCAUUUAAUUUGGUAAGCACAUGAGAUACAAGUGUCCCUUUUCAAGGGGAAUCGAAGGUGCACUGUUUGGUUAAGUGACUCACCUUGAAGACCAAUGGAAAUGGAAGGAAUUAGAUCCUGUAUUCUUGAUCUCAGGAAGCAACUCAUUAACAUAUCAGAGUCUUAAUCCUUCAUCCUAGCUAAGAAAAACUCCACUGGCAUGAACCAAACUUGAGAAAACAAAAAAACGGGCACUGCUCAGUAGGAGAAACCACGAAGUUUAUUGACUUAAAGCGCUUUUCAUUUGCACUCAAGGCAAACUUCAUCAGAAGUGAAUACAACCUAACUCUCAUGACAUUUAAAUGUUCCAGUGAAAGUGACGUACUCAGAUAACAAGUUACGACACAGCUAUGUAACCCACGACAUCUGCGUAAACAUUAGUACAAAAUUAAACAUAAUAUAAAAGUUUAUAAAGACAUGCAUGUAAAAACGUGUACAUCGCAUAUCAUUUAAAAACGUAUAAAACACUCAUAUCAAGC
Molecule: messenger RNA, 4574 nt
Organism: Protopterus annectens (West African lungfish)
Lineage: Eukaryota; Metazoa; Chordata; Ceratodontiformes; Protopteridae
Product: protocadherin gamma-A4-like
Exons: 1
Coding region: 359-2803 (814 amino acids)
Biological process (GO): homophilic cell-cell adhesion
Cellular component (GO): plasma membrane
Molecular function (GO): calcium ion binding
Source: RefSeq, a predicted model, not a curated record